Molecule: messenger RNA, 801 nt
Organism: Aspergillus campestris IBT 28561
Lineage: Eukaryota; Fungi; Ascomycota; Eurotiomycetes; Eurotiales; Aspergillaceae
Exons: 2
Coding region: 50-427 (125 amino acids)
Source: RefSeq, a predicted model, not a curated record
CUCCCUGGCUUUCUGGAACUCGAGGCGUGGUCGCCCUGUCCGGGUCUGCAUGCCUAUCCUGGGGAUCCCUCCACCACCAAUCAGGCACGAACGGUCCCUCAUUUGCUCUUUUUGUUUUGUUUUCUCUAUUAUCUUCUAUUGUUACCAUGUUAUCUGCCCCAACUGGGGACUAUCUCACCAGUUAGGCAGUGGACGGCGGCGACAGGCCGAACGUGGCGCGUUGGGCGAUCAUCCGUCGGCGAAUCAUGACGUGCUCUGCAUCCUCGACAUCCCAGGAGGAAUGAUGUCAGGGCACGAAAAUAGCAGAGACAACAGAUGGGGUGGUCGGUGCUCUCUGCCCCUCUCUGUGUCUUCCCCGUUUCAGGGCUCGAGUCAGGCACUUGACAACGUUUCAGAUUCAGAUAUACCAACCAACCCACCAGCCUGACGAUGCGGAGACCCUCCUGCCAGGGCGGAGCUCACAUGAGAAUGCAAUCAGGGACAGAGACUGGGAGAUGCGAUCUCUGACUAAGAAGCCUGGGAUCCACUGAAAGAGCGGUGAAUGGCCUCAUUUUUGGUCCCGAUUGUACCUGUCGAGCCUUGAUAGGUCCUUGGCCUUCGGUCGAUCCAACGGUGGAGCGUUCGACUCCCAACUCUCUUGUCGGCUCUUCUGGUAAUGCAGCUGGCUUGGUCUGGGUUUCCUCUCGGUUCUCGCGACUGAUCUGGCAGUGUCAUGGCCCGUCGUCGUCCAGCACGUCGGCGAUUUCUGCGGCCGCUGCCAGGCUGGCUGGUGUAUAAGAGAGCAGCUCACCAGGAUGGGAC